AUGCUCCUGCUGCUGCACGGCGCGGCCAAGCCGCAACGCAUCGUCACGUUCGAGUCUUCCGACACCGCUUUCUUUGGCGUACGCGCCGUGGCCUCAACAAAAUACAAUCUCUGUGACCUGCCGAACCUGGCUUGGGGCAAGGAGGAUGACUUUGUGCUCGACUUUGGCAUCCACAUGGUUGGCACUUUGAGUUUCACCCUCAGCUCGGUUGGCGAACACAUGGAUUCGCCUUGCCGCCUUCGACUCAUUUUUGGAGAGUCACCCCUUGACGUGACGAUGGGUAUGGAAGGCGUCAAAACCUGGAUCAGCACAGCGUGGCUUCCCGAUGAGAUCAUCAAUAUCGACAUCUGUCCCGAACGAGUCGAGCUCCAGCGACGCCACGCCUUCCGCUACCUCCGUAUUCAAGUCAUCGACACCUCGAGCAAGUUCAAAGUCGCGUUUUCUGAUGUUGUCUGCGAGUGCAUCAGCGCCAUCAGCCAGGAAGUCGAGGUCGAUGCAAUCUCCUUUGGCGACGCAGGCAAUGACUCGAACAAAGACGACGAGCUGCUUCGCGCGAUAGACCGUGUCAGCAUCAUGACCCUGCGAGACUGUAUGCAGACGGUCUUCGAAGACGGUCCGCGCCGAGAUCGAAGAAUGUGGCUGGGAGAUCUGCGCCUGCAGGCACUUGUCAACUAUGCCACACUCAAAGACUUUGGCCUCGUCAAGCGGUGUCUCUUCAUGUUUGCCGCUGUGGCUCGGGAUGACGAAUCGCUCCCGGCCUGCCUGUUUGAGAAGCCCACACUGUCGGCCUCGUCCGACUACCUCCUCGAAUACGACGCGCUCUUCGCCGCCAUAGUGUACGACUAUGUCGCUGCGUCUGGCGACAUUGACUCAGGUCGUGUGCUGUGGUCGACUGUCCUGUCCUGCCUGCGUCGUCCUCUCGAGUACGUCGAUCCCUCCACCAAGGCAUUCGAUAAGACCCGCGGGGAAGACUGGCAGUUCCUGGACUGGGCUCCCGGGGUCGACACGAGUGCUGGCUCUCACGGGCUGGUACUGUAUUGUCUCAAGGCUGCACAGAAGCUCGCCAGGCUGCUGCGAGUAGGAUUCCCCCACGAGCAUAUGAUCACCAGCAUGAACAUUGCGGCUGCUGAAGCUUUUCUGCAUGACGGGCUCAUCGUCUCUGGGCCGAAGAAACAAGUGAGCUACGCCUGCGCGUCCUGGCUUGUCCUGUCCGAGGCAUUGCCAAGGAGCACCGCGCGUGCUGCAUUGCUCAAGACUCUGUCGCACGAGGAAGCUGUCAAGCCAUUGACACCUUAUGCAUGGCACCACGUGUGCGAUGCUCUCCUUGUCGCAGGCUGCCAGGACGAAUGCCUCGACAUAGUCAGGUCAUACUGGGGCGGCAUGAUCCGCGCCGGCGCCGAUACCUUUUGGGAAGCAUACGAUCCUGCUGAUCCCCUGGCAAGCCCGUAUGGAGACGUUAGAAACAACAGCUUUUGCCAUGCUUGGAGCUGCACGCCGUCGUUGAUGCUGCGAACUCAAUUACUCGACAAGGUGGGUGGCAAGGUCACUGGCAAGAUGACUAUGGGACAGCUGGACGACCAGUGGGUGAAACAGACAACAAGGACCAACUCGGCUUGA
Messenger RNA from Microdochium trichocladiopsis, 1617 nucleotides. Its product is annotated as alpha-L-rhamnosidase. The transcript has 2 exons. Bases 1 to 1617 code for a protein of 538 amino acids. Lineage: Eukaryota; Fungi; Ascomycota; Sordariomycetes; Xylariales; Microdochiaceae. Gene Ontology annotation, biological process: carbohydrate metabolic process. The record is from RefSeq and is a predicted model, not a curated record.